Molecule: messenger RNA, 2650 nt
Organism: Oreochromis niloticus (Nile tilapia)
Lineage: Eukaryota; Metazoa; Chordata; Actinopteri; Cichliformes; Cichlidae
Gene: marveld3
Product: MARVEL domain containing 3
Exons: 4
Coding region: 150-1046 (298 amino acids)
Cellular component (GO): membrane
Source: RefSeq, a predicted model, not a curated record
CCUUCGACAGUGCAGGACAACACCCAAACUAGUGGGCGUGGUACAACACAGGUGAGGGAAGAAGGUAAUCUCAAACAGGAACCCGCGACAGGUGAAUGAUCUUCUGGCCAUAACAGAAAACAAGACCGUACAAAGAACAGUAUCUGAAGAUGCCAGAGAGGGGAAGACGCGAUCAGAGUGAUGACUACAAAAGCGGGGAUAAGCGCUAUACACACAAUCGAGACUACUCUGGGUAUGACGCCGAGGAGAGGGGCACUGCAGGUGACAGGAGGGCCGGGGAAAACAGACAGAGGGAUAUGACAACUGCCUCUCACAGACAUGAAGGAACCUCAAGACGGCCCAGAGAGACUUCAGGGGAUCUCUCUGAGAUGGAGUAUUACGAACCACAACCGAAGCCAGCGCUUUACAAUUUCAGAUACAUAUUAAGCAGCAGAGGUAUCUGCCAGAUUGCAGAAGUGUUUGUGAACCUGCUUAUCAUAAUCUGUGCCGGGGUGCCUUACAGCAACGAUGGGGGUUACCGUGACCUGGCCAGCCUCGGUGGAUUAUACUCUUAUUACUACGGUGGUGCCAGUGCCUUCACUGGAGCCGAUGCAAAGAGAGUGCAGGAGCUAGACCGGCUCUUCCAUGAGCUUAAGCGGCCUCCAUACGUCUACGCCAUGGCGGCUGGUGGAAUUGUAAUGAUCUACGCUUUUGCCAUGCUGGGCCUGGGGAUUUUCAGAGUCCCUUUCCGCUGUCCUCCUGUGCUGCUGGUUGAGGCUGUGCUGAGUUUCCUGAUCGGUCUGGGGUACAUCCCAGGAAUUGCCAUCUAUUUUGUCAAGCUGAAGGAAAUCUACGACAACCCCAUCUGUAAGGAGAGAGAGCAGAUGUACAGGAGCAAAGGGCACCAAGGGUUUGAUUGCAAGUACAAUGGUGCAGACAUUGCAGAGGGACUGUUUGGGGUCUUGGGGGUGGCUGUUUUCAUCUUUGGUGCAGUGUUAGCUAUCAGAGCUUUCAGGUCAGUGCGAGAGCUGAAAAAGCAAAGAACAAACGAGGAUGAUCAUUUUUAAGCUGCCUUUCCUUUUUUAUUCACAAACGAACAAAAGUAGGAGUGAGAAAAAAAUCACUUUGACAGGAUUUUUUUUCUUGUCACUCUCAUUAGGUGUUACUUGUAUAAAUGCUGUUUAUACAUUUUUAUGCCUUGAUAGUGUUUUAUACAUACCUAAUCUUUUUUAUUCCUUAUACCUGUUUACCACAUCUUUCAUGUUUUCUAUGAAGUUGUAGUUAUAAUAAACUACCAAAAUAGUAUAAUAUUACAUGGUCAUCUGUCGUUGCAUUUAUCUGUGAAAGAGAUGGCUGAAACUGACUUCCUGAAAGCAAAUGUCUUUGACAUUUUAAAAGGAAAUGGAGUUGAGUGUCACAUGGUUUCUUUUUAUAGUUUUAUAGUUUUGCUGAUGGCUUUGAAGGUUUUUUUUUCCCUUUGUACUUAAUGUAUUGAUUUAAAAAAAAAACACACACACAAAUAAGUCUGAGAAAGACACACACUGUUCUUCUUAUAGCACUCACAAGAGAUAUACUUAUUUUUAAUUAAAAUUUAUUCUCAGAAUUUGUCAACCACUUUACCUGAGUUUAGGAUAACUCAUAACUCUGAGCUUCACCAACAGAUGGCAUCUACUGUGAUUAGGAAUUUACAAAGAUAAAACAUUACAUAUAAUUCCACAGCAGCGGUCACUGUUUCUUCUCAUUUAUUUUCUUGAUCUGAGUAUUGAACAGGACAACACACCAGUGAUAACCGCCUAACCUGCCAUUUUGGGCGUGUAUUAAGGGGUGAGAUUACGUAUGAAAAAUGCAAGGAUGCUAAUAAUUCUAAGAAUGUAAGAAAUUUUAAAGUGAUUUUGUUUUUUAUUGGGUUGAAAUAAACACCCUGAACUGGAUACGUGGGAGACGAUGGAUGGAUGGGUUGAUAUAACCAUUUAUAAUGAUGAGUAAAGUUGACACUGGACAAAAACAAAAAAAUUCACAGUAAAAAGUUUUAUUGCUACUUGGCUUAAAGUUAAAAACAAAACAAAAACCAGCCUGUCUGCUGAAAACUAAUGAUAGCAGCAUUUAAAAUAAAAUAACCACCUUCCACUCUCAGUGUUCAAGAAUAUACAAUUCUUUCCGACAAACCACAAAAGUGCCCAUUGUUAGUUCUUUUCCUAAAUAAUUAAUCUUCUUAAUGAUUAUUAAAAAAAACUAAAUUUGUAGCAGUAAUCUGCAUGCUCGAAUAAAAACCUAAAAAUAUCGGAUAUGCUCCCUUUUGUACAAAUAAAUCACAUUUUGUAUGUAUUUAUGUUUUUUUUCCUGUAGCCUUAUAUUUAGAGCAUGCUUUCAACAAUAAAUACAGUUAUAGUACCAUCAAUAGUACCAUAAUGGGUGACAGUUUUCUGUAUAAGCCCAAUGACUUUAAAUUCUGUAGCAAAAAAGGGAAAUAUUAAUUUGCAUGAAAAAAAAGUACAAAAAUAAACAUCGCUUUCUUGGCAUUCAGGAAAAAAAAUAUUCAAGCAUUUCUUGAAAAUAAUAUGCAUGAAGGAAUAUGAGAUUAAACAAUGGCUACUUUGGUCACAUUUUGAACAAAUGGAGCAUCUCUGAUCGGUUUCAUUCACCAUAUUCACACAGAAUUACAGUCGAUCCA